AUGCCGGCCGGGAGUAACGAUCCGGAUGGCGUCCUCAGCUAUCAGAGACAAGAUGAAGAAGCUGUGGUGGAUCAGGGUGGGACCAGCACAAUUCUCAACAUCCACUAUGAGAAGGAAGAGUUGGAAGGCCACAGGACUCUGUACGUGGGGGUCCGGAUGCCACUGGGCCGGCAGAGCCAUCGGCACCACCGAACGCAUGGUCAGAAGCACCGGAGACGAACACGGGGCAAGGGAGCCAGCCAGGGGGAGGAAGGCCCAGAGGCCCUGGCCCAUGACACACCAUCUCAGCGUGUUCAGUUCAUUCUUGGCACUGAGGAGGAUGAAGAACAUGUGCCUCAUGACCUCUUCACGGAGCUGGAUGAGAUCUGUCUGAAAGAGGGAGAAGAUGCCGAGUGGAAGGAGACAGCCAGGUGGCUGAAGUUUGAAGAAGAUGUUGAGGAUGGGGGAGAACGAUGGAGCAAGCCUUAUGUGGCAACCCUUUCACUUCACAGUCUCUUUGAGUUAAGAAGCUGUCUUAUUAAUGGAACAGUCCUUCUGGAUAUGCGUGCAAAUAGCAUAGAAGAAAUCUCAGACCUGAUCCUGGACCAGCAGGAGCUGUUCAGUGACCUGAAUGACAGCAUGAGGGUUAAAGUCCGGGAAGCCCUUCUCAAAAAGCAUCAUCAUCAGAAUGAAAAGAAGAGAAAUAACCUCAUCCCUAUUGUUCGCUCCUUUGCUGAGGUUGGCAAGAAGCAGUCUGAUCCACAUUCAAUGGAUAAACAUGGUCAAACUGUGUCUCCUCAGUCCAUUCCAACCACAAGUCUUGAAGUAAAGAAUGGAGUGAAUUGUGAACACAGUCCAGUGGAUUUAAGCAAGGUGGACCUGCAUUUUAUGAAGAAAAUUCCCACUGGGGCGGAGGCCUCGAAUGUCCUGGUUGGAGAGGUGGACUCUCUGGACCGCCCCAUCGUCGCCUUUGUGAGGCUGUCUCCGGCUGUCCUUCUCUCAGGCCUGACAGAAGUACCCAUCCCAACAAGGUUUUUGUUUAUCCUUUUGGGUCCAGUGGGGAAAGGUCAGCAGUAUCAUGAGAUUGGCAGAUCCAUGGCCACCAUCAUGACAGAUGAGAUUUUCCAUGAUGUGGCUUAUAAGGCAAAAGAGCGAGAUGACCUCCUGGCAGGGAUUGAUGAGUUCCUAGACCAGGUGACGGUGCUUCCUCCAGGGGAGUGGGACCCCUCCAUUCGAAUUGAGCCCCCCAAAAAUGUCCCUUCCCAGGAGAAAAGGAAAAUGCCUGGAGUUCCAAAUGGAAACAUUUGCCACAUAGAACAGGAGCCACAUGGGGGCCACAGUGGGCCAGAGCUUCAGCGCACUGGGCGGCUCUUUGGGGGCUUGCUGCUGGACAUCAAGCGGAAGGCCCCCUGGUACUGGAGCGACUACCGGGAUGCCCUCAGCUUACAGUGUUUGGCCUCCUUUCUGUUCCUGUACUGUGCCUGCAUGUCACCUGUCAUCACCUUUGGGGGACUGCUUGGAGAAGCCACCGAGGGGCGCAUAAGUGCGAUUGAAUCCUUGUUUGGAGCCUCCAUGACUGGGAUUGCCUAUUCCUUGUUUGCCGGCCAGGCUCUCACCAUCCUGGGAAGUACUGGGCCGGUGCUCGUGUUUGAAAAGAUUUUGUUCAAAUUCUGCAAAGACUAUGCUCUUUCAUACCUCUCCCUGCGAGCUUGUAUUGGACUGUGGACUGCCUUCCUAUGUAUUGUCCUUGUGGCAACUGAUGCCAGUUCCCUUGUCUGCUACAUUACUCGCUUCACUGAAGAAGCGUUUGCCUCCCUGAUUUGCAUUAUUUUCAUCUAUGAAGCAAUAGAAAAGCUGAUUCACCUGGCAGAGACCUACCCCAUCCACAUGCAUAGCCAGCUGGACCACCUUAGCCUGUAUUACUGUAGGUGUAGCCUCCCAGAGAAUCCAAACAAUCACACUUUACAGUACUGGAAGGACCACAACAUCGUGACUACAGAAGUCCACUGGGCCAACCUGACUGUCAGUGAGUGCCAGGAGAUGCAUGGAGAAUUUACAGGCUCUGCGUGCGGCCACCACGGACCCUAUACUCCUGAUGUGCUCUUUUGGUCCUGCAUUCUCUUCUUCACUACCUUCAUCCUUUCCAGCACCUUGAAGACUUUCAAGACGAGUCGCUAUUUCCCAACCAGAGUCCGCUCCAUGGUGAGUGACUUUGCUGUUUUCCUCACUAUCUUCACAAUGGUGAUUAUUGAUUUUUUGAUUGGAGUACCAUCACCCAAGCUUCAGGUUCCCAGUGUGUUCAAGCCAACACGGGAUGACCGAGGGUGGAUUAUUAGUCCCAUUGGCCCCAAUCCCUGGUGGACUGUGAUUGCUGCGGUUAUUCCAGCACUGCUCUGCACUAUUUUAAUAUUCAUGGACCAGCAGAUCACAGCCGUCAUCAUUAACAGGAAGGAACACAAACUCAAGAAAGGAUGUGGCUACCACCUGGACCUGCUGAUGGUGGCCAUCAUGCUGGGUGUCUGUUCCAUCAUGGGCCUGCCCUGGUUUGUGGCUGCAACUGUCCUAUCCAUCACGCACGUGAAUAGCCUCAAACUGGAAUCUGAGUGCUCUGCCCCAGGAGAACAGCCCAAGUUCUUGGGCAUCCGAGAACAGAGAGUGACAGGCCUUAUGAUCUUUGUGUUGAUGGGCUGCUCAGUCUUCAUGACAACUAUAUUAAAGUUUAUCCCGAUGCCGGUCCUGUAUGGAGUCUUCCUCUACAUGGGAGUAUCUUCCCUGCAGGGAAUUCAGUUCUUUGAUCGUCUGAAGCUCUUUGGGAUGCCUGCGAAGCACCAGCCGGACUUCAUUUACCUCCGGCAUGUGCCGCUGCGCAAGGUGCACCUCUUCACCCUCAUCCAGCUGACCUGCCUCGUCCUGCUCUGGGUCAUCAAGGCAUCUCCAGCUGCCAUCGUCUUUCCUAUGAUGGUUUUGGCCUUGGUCUUUGUCAGGAAAGUCAUGGAUCUCUGUUUCUCUAAGCGGGAGUUGAGCUGGUUGGAUGAUCUCAUGCCUGAGAGCAAAAAGAAGAAGUUGGAUGAUGCCAAGAAGAAGGCCAAGGAGGAAGAGACUGGGGUACAUGUCUUAUUUGUAUGUCUGACACUGACUGUCCUAAGCAUUGAUUUCAGAUGUGACCCCUCUGAGAUUAAUAUAUCUGAUGAAAUGCCUAAAACCACUGUCUGGAAAGCUCUCAGUAUGAAUUCCGGAAACACAAAGGAAAAGAGGAGGGUCCGCACCCUGAGCAUUGGCAGUGCCAACCACAACAGCCAGAAGAUGCCUCUGACCCAGUGCAUCUUCCUCGCUCCCUAG
Messenger RNA from Rangifer tarandus platyrhynchus (Svalbard reindeer), 3318 nucleotides. The record is from the annotation of a GenBank genome assembly. Lineage: Eukaryota; Metazoa; Chordata; Mammalia; Artiodactyla; Cervidae.